UCAGAAUGCCCUCUACUCUGAAGUCCAAACGGCGCACUCGCACGAAACCAUCCUUUCCUUUCCUCGUAGGCUACACGAUUACGACUGCAGAAUUCAAGGAUGCUGUCACCCCCUUGCCUAAGUAUCAGACAUUGCUUCAGAGGCCGACAGGCCGCAGCUAUAACGCGGCGUUAAUCUUUUCCAUGUCCUUCAAAUACUUCUACGGCAUUCCAAGCCCAAUUUUCAUUGACGACGAAUCUGAAGACGACAGCAACAUGCCUGCGAUUGAAACUAGGCCCCUGCUCUUUCCAACUCGCACCGUUCCCCAAAAUUGGCCGGAAGCGCAGCGCGCGGAGUCUCCCUGGGAUCAAACCGUACUGAAGGACAUGGUGGACAAAUUCGAAAGCAUCGGCGGGAGGAUCAACUUGGCCCAGUUCAAGUGGAAAGUGGCGAGACCCGAGUCCCGCGAUUAUCCUCUUGGGUACAACUUCCAGGUCGCGCUCGAUGAGGAUCAAAUCCCUCCUGUACGCCGAGUUGAGUAUCCCGACGCCUAG
Molecule: messenger RNA, 533 nt
Organism: Mycena citricolor
Lineage: Eukaryota; Fungi; Basidiomycota; Agaricomycetes; Agaricales; Mycenaceae
Source: the annotation of a GenBank genome assembly